AUGGCCUCGCCAAUGGACAGACUAUCAACGGAACUCCUCUGCCUGAUCUGUGAGAAAUGCGAGCCCUCUCGCAUCGACGUCCGCUACUACCAUGCCACAAAAGCCGCCAGAGCCGCCGCCAAACGCGCGCCUCCACCACCGGAGCUCGCAGCUCUGACCGCAAUUUCUCAAACAUGCAAAGCGCUCCAGCACGCAGCUGCGAAGUCCUUCAAGAACAUCCAAUCAAACGUCAUCAUCCGCAUCGACAUGCGCUUCAGCGACACGAACUUUUGGCCGUCGAAUAGGCCUUUCCCCAAACACAGCAUCCCCACGACGAUCCUCCAACAAGCCCAGUACGUGGAGGUCAUCAUCCCCUGUCUCUUCCGCCAGAGCUACGCCACAGAUCCCACAAACGACCACAGACAAGUCAAAAACCUCAUCAUCAACUUCCACAAGAACAAAAGCAGUGGCGAAUGGAGCGCAACCUCUCGUGUCUGGCAGACAGUCGUUCCCCCGGCGAAAUUCGAUGCGAGUCUCAUGCAACUCGCAUCCAUGAUGGAUGCUGCAGGUACCGCUGCCGUCUUCCUCGCUCUUGCAAGGCUCAAUACAGGCGGUGGAGCAGAAGAAGCCGUGGAUGAGAUUGCCAACCAUAUGGUGCGAUUGGACGCUAUGGCUGAUUUCUGGUAUUCUGACACGCGUUCGGGAGGAGAUUUCGUCAUGUUGUCUUUGCCGACGGACUCGGAGGUUCGGGUUGUGCGGAGGAUUUUGGGGGAGAAGGGUCUUGGUGGUGAGGGAGAUGCGAGGCUGGGAUGGCGUGGAGGGGCUUCGGUGUGA
Ramularia collo-cygni is the source of this 813-nucleotide messenger RNA. RefSeq lists its product as uncharacterized. Lineage: Eukaryota; Fungi; Ascomycota; Dothideomycetes; Mycosphaerellales; Mycosphaerellaceae. The coding region runs from base 1 to 813 and encodes 270 amino acids. The record is from RefSeq and is a predicted model, not a curated record. The transcript has a single exon.